Branchiostoma belcheri (Belcher's lancelet) is the source of this 1690-nucleotide messenger RNA. Its product is annotated as guanine nucleotide exchange factor DBS-like. Gene Ontology annotation, cellular component: cytoplasm. The record is from RefSeq and is a predicted model, not a curated record. Gene Ontology annotation, molecular function: guanyl-nucleotide exchange factor activity. The transcript has 8 exons. The coding region runs from base 323 to 1690 and encodes 455 amino acids. Lineage: Eukaryota; Metazoa; Chordata; Leptocardii; Amphioxiformes; Branchiostomatidae.
AUUGUCUUAGACUUCUGUAGUUGUGAAACAUUUAAGCCCAGCCCAGUGCCGUGAACCGUUCCAUUGUUUUACACCUGCCCAACCAGCCGGACCACUUCUUUUGGGGAACACCCAGAUCUAGACCACAUCACAGACUACAGAAACAACAUGGACACCGGACACUGAGAGCUGUACAGUCUUACCUUACCUGGCACAGGUACAGUUUUGUCUCACCUGGCAGCUGAACUUGCCUUUCGUGUGCAAACACACCUGUCCCUGGGACUGCCAGGUGUGGCCAGGUAAAGCUGACACCUCUUAAACCAGCCGACCACCUGUUUGAGAAAUGGCAGAGGUAACAGCGAUUUCUGAGGGGGGGUCUGACGUACCCCCCUCCCAGCACCCCGAGGUACCCCCCUCCUUUCCGGACUCGGAUACACCCCCUCCUGCUCAGAGCACAGUGCAAAGUGACAGUCAGGCUGGAAAUACAUGUGCAAAUGUCAGCCCUGCAAACCAGAAUCUUAGCUGUACGGAUGUGAACUCUAUAACUAGUAUAAGUCUGGAGGAGCAAACAGGCAACAAGCAUGGAGGCAGCAGUGACGAAUGUGUGGAGGAAAAACUGGAGAAAGAUGAAGGGAGCACAAACACAGGAAAAUGUACUGCAAACCCCCACAGUCACAGCUGUACAGAUGGGAACUCUAUAAGCCUGGAGAAGCCAGCAAACAAGCAUGGAGGCAGCAGUGGCAACUGUAAGGAAGAACUGAGGAAAGAUGGAGGCAGGAGUAACGAAUGUGUGGGGGAAGAACUGGGGACAGAUGGAGGAAGCGCAAACACGGGAAAGUGUACGAAUGGAGAACCACCUCACACCUGUGCUGCACCUGGGGAAGAACUGCCACACACCUGUGCUGAUGAACACCUGCAGGAGGCAGGUGAGACGUCACCUGGCCGGACACCGGAGGAGCAGUACGAGAACCUUUACACCUGUCUGCAGGUGGCCAGGAUGCCAGAUGAGGUGAUGGACCAGCAUGGUCAGGCUCUCAGGGUUGUGGACAUCGCAGAACAGCUGCAGGCAAGAUUCGCCUACCUCACAGGUGGGAAGGGCAGGAACGGGGCCCCCAUCAUCACCCUGCCAGAGUACCCGAGGUUCCAGGAGAUCCAGGACCAGGACUUCCUGAGCGUCAUGACGUACCUGACCAGCAUCCCGAGCGCGGAGGAGGCUGAGCUGGGGUACGUCAUCGUGGUGGACAGGAGACAGGACAGAUGGGCAGCGGUGAAGGCUACACUCAUCAGGAUAGCUGGUUUUUUCCCGAAGCACAUCCAGGUAGUCCUGGUGCUGAGACCGACGGGGUUCUUCCAGCGGACCUUCUCAGAUAUUGGGUUCAAGUUCGUACGGGAAGACUUCCGGCUGAAGGUACCGAUGGUGAUGCUGAACUCUGUGAGCGAGCUGCACGAGCACCUGGACAGGUCACAGCUGACGGAGGAGCUCGGAGGGUUCAUCCGCUACGAACACCACGACUGGAUCGAGCAGAGAUCGGCGAUCGAGAAGUUUGCAUCGAACACCCACGACAUCGCGAAGACGCUACAGCAGCUCGGCACAGAGCUGGCCGAGACGGAACUUCCCAACGACAUCGUCACGACAGAAUCUCUGCUGGAGCAGCAGAGGAAACAGAAGGAGGAGAUUAAGGAAACAGACAAGGCGUUUGAUGAGUUCUAG